Messenger RNA from Nanorana parkeri, 1374 nucleotides. Its product is annotated as zonadhesin-like. The transcript is spliced from 9 exons. Gene Ontology annotation, cellular component: extracellular matrix. The record is from RefSeq and is a predicted model, not a curated record. Bases 1 to 1374 code for a protein of 457 amino acids. NCBI's taxonomy places the organism in Eukaryota, Metazoa, Chordata, Amphibia, Anura, Dicroglossidae.
AUGUUGUUCCGGGAAACUAAAAUCAAAAUGAUCAAUACAAGUUCUACAGCAUCACCCAUUAUUUCUACCACAACACAUUCAACUCCUCCAACUAGCACUACGACACCUACAGCUAGCACUACUCCUACCACUACCACUACUACUACUACUGCUAGCAGUACUACUUCUACUACUCCAACUAGGACUACUGCAACAACGCCAGAAGUUAUAACUCCUGGAAUCUGCAGCGCUUCAGGUGAUCCUCACUACAACACAUUUGAUCGCAGAGUACACCAUUACAUGGGCAACUGCAGUUACACUCUCACUAAGCCAUGUGAUGCUUUGUCCAGUGGAUUACCCUACUUCCAUGUUUAUGCCACAAAUGAACAUCGGGGCUCUAACACCAAAGUCUCAUAUAUCCAGUCUGUGCAUGUUGAAGUGUACAACACUAACUUCACACUGCUAAAGAAUAAAAAACUAAAUGUGAACGGGAAGAGAACAAAUCUGCCAACCCCUCCUGAUAACAGAUUUAAGGUCCAUUUGAGUGGCAAUUAUUUGAUUUUGGCAACAGAUUUUGGUCUACAAGUGAGAUUUGAUGGUAACCAUUAUGUUGACGUUUUCCUUCCAUCAAUCUUCAAAAACCAUUUAUGUGGAUUGUGUGGUAAUUACAACGGGGCAUCAUCAGAUGAUGUAGUGAAGCCAGAUGGCAGCAAUGCCACUGAUUCCAAGGAUUUAGGAGACAGCUGGAUAGUUCUACAAGAUGGUGAAUUGUGUGGAAGUGAAAACCUGGAAGCUUGUAGUUCAAAUGAUGAACAGGAGUACAGCAAGAAUACAGCCUGUGGCAUUAUAACUGAUACAUCAGGUAUCUUCAAGGACUGUCAUGCUCUGGUAGAUCCUGGUAACUUCUUUGAAAACUGUGUGCUGGAUAUGUGCUUCACUCGGGGCGAGUCAACUUCCCUCUGCUAUGCUGUGCAGUCAUAUGCCCAGCAGUGCUCAAAUGCCGGCGUGUGUGUAGAAUGGAGAUCAGACACUUUCUGCCCUAUUUCAUGUCCAGCAAGAAGCUAUUAUAGCAGUUGUGGUACUACAUGUCCAUCCACUUGCUUCAACUCUCCUGCAGUAGCACCAUGCAAGUCUGAGUCAGUAGAAGGCUGUUUCUGUAAUGACAGCUUUGUCCUCAGUGGAGACAAAUGUGUCCCUCAGAGUGAAUGUGGCUGCACUGAUGAGAAUAACAACUCUUACCAGCUUGGUGAAAGUUGGUUCACCCAUGAAAACUGCACCCAGCGCUGUACAUGUAAUAACAAUAACUCCAUCACAUGUGAACAAUGGCAAUGUGGAACACGAGAGCAAUGCAAGUUUGAGGAUGGAGUACUGGGCUGUCAUUCCUCUGGUUUGUAA